Molecule: messenger RNA, 601 nt
Organism: Trichomycterus rosablanca
Lineage: Eukaryota; Metazoa; Chordata; Actinopteri; Siluriformes; Trichomycteridae
Gene: ascl1b
Product: achaete-scute family bHLH transcription factor 1b
Exons: 2
Coding region: 1-540 (179 amino acids)
Biological process (GO): regulation of transcription by RNA polymerase II; developmental process
Molecular function (GO): DNA-binding transcription factor activity, RNA polymerase II-specific; protein dimerization activity; RNA polymerase II transcription regulatory region sequence-specific DNA binding
Source: RefSeq, a predicted model, not a curated record
AUGGAGAUGGUGCAGAACGCAUACCGGGUGCACAUCCCGGACACUUACACUGCGGUACAGAAGUCAGAGCGGACAGUGCUGAAGCGACAGCGCUGCGCCAGUCCCGAGCGUCUCCGGUGCACGCGCAGGCUGAAUUUUGGGGCUCUCGGGGUCGCGGUCGGGAUGGGUCCGACUCAGCAGCCGGUGGCGGUGGCGCGGCGCAACGAGCGCGAGAGGAAUCGCGUGAAGCAGGUCAACAUGGGCUUCCAGACGCUCCGGCAACACGUUCCCAACGGCGCCGCCAACAAGAAGAUGAGCAAAGUGGAAACCUUGCGCUCUGCAGUGGAGUACAUCCGGGCCCUCCAGAGGCUUUUAGAUGAGCACGACGCCGUGUCCACGGCUUUCCGCUGCGCAGUCCCGUCACCGACAGUCUCCAGCGGGUGCUCAUCGGGUCCCGAGUCCCCCCGGUCCGCAUGCUCCUCUGAUGAAGGAGGUUAUGAGCAGCUGAGCUCAGAGGAACAAGUACUGCUGGACUUUGCUGCGUGGUUCGACGGCUUCUAGUGACAGGAAACCAAAUGGGCAUUCUUGCCUGUACAGGUGCUGAGAAGGACAGCAGUUUCAG